AUGAAGUUCACAAGCAGCGCCCUCAUUCUCCUUGCCACAGCAACCUGCUGUGCCACUGCCUUUCAAUCUCCGGCUUCUUCUCAAUCGUCAUCUCUUCGUUCGGUCAUCCACCAUCGAUCCAAUAACAUCAUUCCAUCCUCGUCUUCGUCGUCCUUGAAAAUGGCAGAAGAUGGUCAACAACAACAACAACAACAACAACAACAACAACAACAACCACAACCACAACAACAACAAUCCGAAGUGGAUAAGCUCCGUGCUCAAGCUGCCAAGGCACGAGAAGAUGCUGCCAGACUUUCCAAGGAACUUGGAAAAGAUGACGAGUCCAUGACUGCCACUGCCACAAUGACCCAAGUGAAGGAAACUGCUUCGGUCGAUGAUCUUUUGAAAUCCGUCCAAGGAAUUCCAUUCGAACAAGAAGGUUCUUCUGGCGAUGACGAUAAUAAUAAUAACAACAACAACAACAACAACAACAAUGUUGCCAAACGUCAAACCACCGCCUUGGAUGCCUUGGUCGAAUCUGGUGAUUUGAAAUUAUGGAACUCUGCCAAUGCUGCCACGUCCGUCGCCCUUCGUCCGUUCCCAGUCUCUCUGCAAAAUUUGGAAAGCCGUACGGGUGGGAAACUAACAGCCGAGAAUCUAGGAUUUGGUGGCGAGCUCGAUGUCAGCUUGGACGAUUUCAAAUAUGCCACCCUCGGAGUAACGUUGGGGGCAAGUGUAUUGGGAGUCUUGGCCCUGAGCUUUUUGCCAGAGAACGUUGGAGCUACCGUUUGUUACUUCAUGGCAUUGAUUCCCAUCCUAUUCCUUGGUGUUGGAUCCACUGCACCUGGAUUGAUUGCCGGCGCCAUUCAAGCGACCAGAGGAACUUCCGACAGUGCCGAAGAACAAUUGGAUCGCAUCUGCCGCCACGAAGCUGGUCAUUUCCUUUGCGGGUACCUCUCUGGUCUACCCAUUGCUGGAUAUGCCACUGGAGAAAAUGGAGUCCAAUGCGUCGAAUUCCAUCCGUCCCAAGAAGGACCCGUCACUGGACGUGAAUUCUCGGAAUCUGAAAUUGCCGCACUCUCGUGCGUCUCUAUGAGUGGAUCAGUCGCAGAAGUAUUGGCUUUGGGUAAUGCCAAGGGAGGAGACAAUGAUUUGAUUCAAUUGGAUUCCUUCUUUCGCCGAAGUGAAAACUUUAUUGGAGCACAAAAACAACAAGACUUGACUCGAUGGGGUGCUUUGGCUAGUUACAACUUGAUCAAUGAGAACCGUAGCAAGUACGAUGAACUGGUGGAAGCAUUCAAGGCCAAAAAGUCUGUUCCAGAAUGCAUUGCGAUCCUUGAGAGCCGAUAA
This is a messenger RNA of Cylindrotheca closterium, 1329 nucleotides long. Lineage: Eukaryota; Bacillariophyta; Bacillariophyceae; Bacillariales; Bacillariaceae. The record is from the annotation of a GenBank genome assembly.